AUGAUGACGAUGUUGCCAGAUAAUUUAGUAGAGGAGAUACUAAGUCGUGUUCCGGCCACAUGUCUGAAACGUUUACGAUCAACAUGCAAACUAUGGAACGGUAUAUUCAACGAUAGGAGAUUCGCAAAAAAUCACUUUGAUAAAGCCCCAAAGCAAUAUAUGGUUCUCAAGCUAACGGAGGAAUAUAGGCUUUGCUCAUUCCGUGGUGAGCUUGGACUAAUAGAUCCGGUUUGUUCAGCUCAAUUCAGGAUAUCUCAUGUCUUUCACUGCGAUGGCUUGUUGUUAUGCACCAGCGAAAGCUACAAUAGAAUAGUGGUUUGGAACCCGUGUACUGGUCAAACCAAGUGGAUCACCGAUCCCAGCGAUCGUGUCAUGUUUUGGGUAACUUUUACUCUUGGAAGGUGCUACCAAGAAAAUAAUUAUAGCUAUAAAUUAUUGAGACACGUGCCUUGUUACGAGAAGCUAAUAUUUGAAAUCUGUGAGAUCAACUCCGAUUCAUGCUGGAGGAUUCCUCAUGAUGUCACUCCAGACUGCUUAUUACAGUUUGCUCAUUACAGCGUGUAUUUGAAAGGAAAGACCUACUGGUGUGCUUCGGAUUCAAAAGAGUUUGAUGCGUGCAUGCAUUUACUGAGCUUUGAUUAUACAACAGAGAGAUUUGGACGUCUGUGCCUUCCUGGCCCGUAUUGUAGACUCCAUACUGUGUCUCUAUCGGUUGUUAGAGAAGAGAAGCUUUCCGUGUUAUUACGACCCCAUGAUAGACUUGGAAACGAGAUAGAGAUAUGGAUAAGCAGUCCUAUUGAUGAUCCCAAAGCUGUGUCGUGGAGCAAGAUCUUCGCUUUGGAUGAUCCUCGUCUUGGCUAUUGCACCCAGACAAGUUUCUUGGUGGAUGAUGAGAAGAAAAUCGCUACAUGUCUUGAAAGGUGGAUACGUAGCCGUGACAAUGCCAAGGCCAAGCCCUACUACGUCUUGCAAUACAUUGUUGGGGAGGAUAAUGAAGUCACGCUACUGGAUUUUGGAGCAUCUUCUCAUUUGCAUUUACAUUCGCAACUUUUGUUUAAUUAUGUACCAAGUCUGGUUCAUAUCCAGUGA
Brassica oleracea var. oleracea is the source of this 1089-nucleotide messenger RNA. RefSeq names its product probable F-box protein At5g47300. The transcript has a single exon. The record is from RefSeq and is a predicted model, not a curated record. Gene Ontology annotation, molecular function: protein binding. NCBI's taxonomy places the organism in Eukaryota, Viridiplantae, Streptophyta, Magnoliopsida, Brassicales, Brassicaceae. The coding region runs from base 1 to 1089 and encodes 362 amino acids.